CAAUAAUGACAGUAAUAUUACAAAUAAAAUAAUAUUCAGUGCAAAGUAGCCUACAAAUUAUUUGAAGGGGGGCGGUAAGGGUCUGGGAUAGUGAUUAGGGGGAUGCUGGCCUAAAAAAGGUUGAGAAACACUGUCCUAAGCUAUUAUUUAUGUCCAGACACUACCUCUUUUGUACUUGACUGACUCUUGAGAAUCAGGGAUUUUCCAAUGAAAGAAUGGUAGUUUAUCGCAUGGUCAGAGGGACAUCUCCACUAGUGGCUUUGGAUCUUUAGACCAAAAAGGAAACAAAACAAAGAUUGCAUAUACUGCUAAAUAAACAAGCAAUAGAUAAGGUAUGCUUCAAGCUAGUUAACUAGCAACCAAAAUAUUGUAUGAGAGCCCCAUCAUUGUCAUGAACAAAACAAAGUAUCCAGGCGCAGAGAACUUCUUAAUGUUUUGAUAUUUUAAUGAAGCAAAGAUAGUUAUAUAAUAUUUGAGCAUAAAAACUAAAACUGUGGGGAGAUGAAAGGUGAAAGCAGUCGAAUCCAGGGUGAAUGAAAGAAGAGGGACUUAAAUGCUGGGAGCUUGACUGGGUGAGGAGCAGAUGCCCGAUUAGAGAAAGUCACAGUUGUGAAAAGACAUUAAUGGCAUAGAGGAGCAAGGAGCAAUAAAACUACGAAACAGGCUGAACAUAAUCUAAAAGAAAUAAUAAAUAACUAUUUAUUAUUAAUUAAAAUAAGAACAGACUGAUCUAAAGAAGGAAACAAAGGCUGAUCAAAAUAAGGAAAGAGAAAAUGAGGAAUGACAAAAGACAGGCAGAGACACAAAUAAUCAAAAUACAACUCUUGAAAAAAUCCACAACCCAAGUUCCUGACAACCACCUUCAGUUACCAGUUAUUUUCUUUAAUUAAGCACAGGACUUGAAAUUUAGACUUUAAAUUAAACAGUAUUUUCUUUGUUUUUAAUCUCACUAAUGCUACGAAGUCCUCCACCUAAUAUACUUUUGUUAUUCUAUCUCAUUUGUUUGUGCAGGUAUCGACUGUCAAUCUAUUAUCUAGUGAUCCUGGUGGAGAAUGCCACUCUCAGUGCAUUGUGGUAUCUUUACAGAACACCUAAAACCACUGACGCCUUUGCAGUCCCAGCACUCUGUGUCAUUUUCAGCAGUUUUCUUACUGGUCUGGUUUUCAUGCUCAUGUACUAUGCUUUUUUCCAUCCCAAUGGUACUCGCUUUGGACGCUCUACUAGCUGUCAAGGGCAUGAUAUGGACCCAACAGCUCAGUUCUCCACACUACCUUCUGAUGGUGGAACCAACUCACUGCGUUCCAACCGAGGAACUACUGGAACCUUAGAGCGUGACACUGGAAAGUAUUCAGAACGGGAUAGCUGUAUCCCAGUGUUUCAGGUCCGACACCCAGUGCCAUCCACUCCUUCAUCCCGUGCUCCACGCCUAGACGAGACUAUUAUCAAACUUGACCUUUGUAGGAAUCAAUACCCAGCCUGGGAACGUCACAUUCUUGACCGCAGUAUACGGAAAGUCAUCUUGGCUAUGGACUGUUCCAUGACUCCUCCUCGUCUGAUGUACAAGGAUGAUGCCAUGGUGCAUGAGCGACUGGAAUAUGAAACUACGUUGUAGUUUACCUGUUGUGAUAGUAGCAGUGCAGCAUCAUGUUGGUCUAUAAAACAGCUGGAGGAUUUGUGGC
Molecule: messenger RNA, 1679 nt
Organism: Poecilia latipinna (sailfin molly)
Lineage: Eukaryota; Metazoa; Chordata; Actinopteri; Cyprinodontiformes; Poeciliidae
Product: XK-related protein 4-like
Exons: 1
Coding region: 953-1612 (219 amino acids)
Biological process (GO): phosphatidylserine exposure on apoptotic cell surface; apoptotic process involved in development; engulfment of apoptotic cell
Cellular component (GO): plasma membrane
Source: RefSeq, a predicted model, not a curated record